Papilio polytes (common Mormon) is the source of this 2439-nucleotide messenger RNA. It is a transcript of the gene DnaJ-14, whose product is annotated as protein tumorous imaginal discs, mitochondrial-like. Bases 38 to 1711 code for a protein of 557 amino acids. Gene Ontology annotation, biological process: response to heat; negative regulation of apoptotic process; protein folding. Gene Ontology annotation, cellular component: mitochondrion. The record is from RefSeq and is a predicted model, not a curated record. The transcript is spliced from 10 exons. Lineage: Eukaryota; Metazoa; Arthropoda; Insecta; Lepidoptera; Papilionidae. Gene Ontology annotation, molecular function: heat shock protein binding; ATP binding.
AUCCUGUUCAAUUUUCUUUCAUUUUCUUUCAGUAAAAAUGGCCCCGACUCGUAGUAUAAUCGGAUUUUUAAGUCCGAAAACUCUUGGUUCUAUAUUAAGCACCAACAUUUCUAAAGCACCAUGCCGCCGUUUUUAUCAUAAGUGCAACAAUUGUGAUUUUUAUACUGGUCCGAUAAUAACUUCGAUUGGAAAUAAAAAUUCAAAGUAUAACUAUGUCGGUCCAAAACAUCGAUUUAUUCACACUACAAACACUUUAAAUGCUCGUGUCGACUACUACAAAGUUUUAGGAGUUGCUAAAAAUUCAUCAGCCAAAGAUAUUAAGAAAGCAUAUUAUCAGCUUGCCAAAAAAUAUCACCCUGAUGCCAAUAAAUCCGAUCCUGAAGCUUCUAAAAAGUUCCAAGAAGUGUCUGAAGCAUAUGAGAUUCUCUCGGAUGAGAACAAACGCAAACAGUAUGAUACAUAUGGCACAACUUCAGAGCAAAUGGGAAUGGGAGGUCCAGGUGGCGCUGAUGGAUUCACACAUCAAUGGCAAUAUAAAUCUACAAUAGACCCCGAAGAAUUGUUCCGGAAAAUAUUUGGAGAUGCAGGCUUUAAAAGCGAGAGUUUCAGUGACUUUGCUGAAAGUCAAUUUGGUUUUGGUGCUGCACAAGAGGUUGUUUUAAAUUUACGGUUCACGGAAGCAGCUCGGGGUGUCAAUAAGGAUGUGAAUUUGAAUGUAGUGGAUGUCUGUCCCAAGUGCAAUGGUUCCCGUUGUGAGCUCGGAACUAAAGCAAUCAAAUGUACUUAUUGUAAUGGUUCUGGAAUGGAGACCUUCUCUAGAGGUCCAUUUGUGAUGCGCUCCACUUGUCGACAUUGUCAUGGUACAAGAAUGUUAAUUAAAUUCCCAUGCAUUGAAUGUGAAGGAAAGGGCCAAUCGGUGCAACGUAAAAAGAUAACAGUUCCAGUGCCAGCGGGUGUAGAGAAUGGACAGACAGUUCGUAUGGCAGUUGGCAAUAAUGAGGUGUUUAUAACAUUUAAAGUGGAAGAAUCUACUUACUUCAAGAGAGAUGGUGCAGAUGUUCACACUGAUUGUUCUAUUUCUGUGGCACAAGCGGUAUUAGGCGGCACUGUCAGGAUACAAGGCUUAUACGAAGAUCACACGCUGCAGAUAAUGCCGGGAACAUCGUCUCACAGCACAAUUCGCUUGUCACGUAAGGGGAUGAAGAGAGUCAGCCAACACGGCUAUGGAGAUCAUUACGUACAUAUAAAAAUACAGGUACCUAAAGUGCUGUCAGGGAAACAGAAGGCUUUAAUGUGCGCAUACGCAGAGUUGGAGGAAGACACGCCGGGACAAGUGCAAGGAGUCUCCUUCGAUAGAGAUGAAAAUACCAAAAAUACCAGUAAAAAUGACUCGGAAUCUGAAAAGAUUCAUCAUAUGAAUAAAGAUUCAGAAUAUUCUGGAAGGAAAGAAUCUAAAUUGUGGACUUUCAUAGAUAGUUUGUUAGAUUCUUGUAGGAAUAAUCCAGCUUCUUUUGCUGUCGGUUUUCUUAUGACUGUAUUUUUAAUUAUUGUGUUUGCGAUAUCCGAUCCUAAAGAUAAAAUCGGUUUCCAAGAGUAUGUAGAAAAAAUGCAGGAGAGAAAUAGCGGCUUAACCCAAGAUAUGGAUAGACCUUUAGGUUAUCAAAAUUCAUUAAAGAGAAAGAAGGAACAGCCUGAAUUAUAUGAGGCUUGAAUUUCUAUGUUCAGAAAAUAUCCUAAUAUAUAGAAUGAUUCAGUAUUGGAUUUUAGUUGACAAUUUAUAUUUGAAUGGGAGGUUAAUAUUCUGUUUCUAAACACCUAAACUUUGUAAGUAAAACAUACUUUUUACUAAUCCUAGUAAAAGUGUAUUCAAUUUAACCUUUGUAAGUUUGUAAUCACAGAAUUAUUACAGACUUGAGAUUGCAGAAAAAGAUUUGAGAAACAAAAAUUGUAUCAAAAGUUUAAAAUAAUACAUUGUUAUCUAAUGUUCAUAUAAUCUCUUAUUUUCACUGAAUUUAACUAUAAAAGCUAUUGUUUACAAAGUUUGGGUCAAUAUUUGGAACAAAUUAUAGGAGAGCCCUAAGAGCCUGUCCCACCAAAUUGUAAAUUGUCUGAUUCAACAUGUAAAAUGUGAUGCAAAUAUCGAAUUUUGUUCCCUUAUCUGAUAGUGACAUCAUUUUUGAAUUAUCUGAGACUCUAUCAGCCAGUUGUGGGACAGGACCUUAAUGCUUUAUAACACUUUAACCAUUUUUGUUAAUUUAAUUGUAAAUAUUUUAUUUAAAUAUGAUUAUUUAUGUUUUAAAUGGGAUAUAGUAUGAUGGUUGAUUUUGUGAUAUUGUGUAUAUUUAUUUCUUGAAUAUAAAUGUUAAAUUAAAAUGUCGUUUCAUUUAGUCCCGACCUUAUCCAUCAUGCUAUACUCCAUACCUUUAGUCAAGUUUGAUG